Molecule: messenger RNA, 1030 nt
Organism: Microcebus murinus (gray mouse lemur)
Lineage: Eukaryota; Metazoa; Chordata; Mammalia; Primates; Cheirogaleidae
Gene: TIMM13
Product: translocase of inner mitochondrial membrane 13
Source: RefSeq, a predicted model, not a curated record
CUCCGAGUCACGUGACACCCGUUCGACAUACUUCAGCGGUCCCGGCGCCUAGUGCGCACGCGCAGAGGGCCGGGGGCGGGGCUGGUGCUGUUCCCGCUCCGCCCCCAGUAGAGACUGUAAACAAGUUCUCGUCGGCAGCGGCUGGGGCGCAUGCGCGGGGGGCCCACGCUCGGCCUUAUGGGAGUUACAGUUGGGUCUCCCUGACUCCGUUUCCCGUCGUGCCUCGGGCAGCCCAAUUCCGGCGCGGCUACGGGUCGGCGCACACAGUCUUGUGGGGGUUGUAGUUCGCCGCUCCGGACUCCGUUUCCCAUCAUGCGCCGGUGGACCAGCUUCCGGUGCGGCUAGGGGUCGGCGCGCGCGGCCUCAGUCCUGUUGACUUUGUGGAGCCAUGGAGGGCGGCUUCGGCUCGGAUUUCGGGGGUUCGGGCAGCGGGAAGCUGGACCCGGGGCUCAUCAUGGAGCAGGUGAAGGUGCAGAUCGCCGUGGCCAACGCGCAGGAGCUGCUGCAGAGGAUGACGGACAAGUGUUUCCGGAAGUGCAUCGGGAAGCCGGGGGGUUCCCUGGACAACUCGGAGCAGAAGUGCAUCGCCAUGUGCAUGGACCGCUACAUGGAUGCCUGGAACACCGUGUCCCGUGCCUACAACUCGCGGCUGCAGCGGGAGCGGGCUAACAUGUGAGCGGGACGUCCCCACCCCGACUGCGUGUCCAGAGACGUGCUUGGCGAGGCGGGGCCCGCACCGCACGUGGGUCCUGCCUGCCCUGGUUUAAGAGGGUGGCACCGCUGCUGGGACAGUUGGGACUGUGUCCUCCCACCCCCGCCCCGGCCCCGGCCGGCGAGGACAGCCGGGAUCCCGGGACGCCGAGCCUUCCCAAAGCGGCACCUCCUUCAGGCCUGGGAGUCGCUGCUGUGCCCAGGUCAGCCUCACGCCGUGGGCAAGGAACCCUUGUUUGGACCUUGGAGUGGGGAGUGAUCAGACCCUACCUGAGCUGUGACCUCCUUAGGACCAACUAAUAAAUUGUUGGGGCGAGGA